This is a messenger RNA of Amphiprion ocellaris (clown anemonefish), 507 nucleotides long. RefSeq names its product trifunctional purine biosynthetic protein adenosine-3-like. Bases 1 to 507 code for a protein of 168 amino acids. The transcript has 4 exons. Gene Ontology annotation, molecular function: phosphoribosylformylglycinamidine cyclo-ligase activity; phosphoribosylamine-glycine ligase activity. NCBI's taxonomy places the organism in Eukaryota, Metazoa, Chordata, Actinopteri, Pomacentridae. Gene Ontology annotation, biological process: adenine biosynthetic process; 'de novo' IMP biosynthetic process. The record is from RefSeq and is a predicted model, not a curated record. Gene Ontology annotation, cellular component: cytosol.
AUGGCCAGCGCCGGUUACUCCGGUUCCUACCAGAAAGGAGUCCAGAUCACAGGGUGUAGUGCAGAGCUCGGGGGCUUUGCUGGGCUGUUUGACCUGAAGGCUGCAGGAUUUGGGACAGAUGGAGUUGGGACCAAGCUGAAGAUCGUCCAGGCCUGCAGGCAGCUUGACGGUCUUGGUCAGGACCUGGUGGCCAUGUGUGUGAACGAUGUUCUCGCUCAGGCUGUCGAGCCGCUCUUCUUCCUCCGUGACUUUACCUGCAUCAGGCUGGACAUCGAUGUAGCCGCCUCAGUGGUCAGCGGCAUCGCAAAGGCCUGUGAGAAGGCUGGAUGUGCUCUGCUGGCUCUGCUUUCAGGGGAGGUUUUUCUGACUCCAACAAAGAUCAACAGUCGCCUGCUCCUGCUCAGGAUCCUGUGGAUCUGUCAAAGCCUUCGCUCACAUCACUGGUGGGGUGCUUCUGGAGAACAUCCCCCGGGUGAUGCCCCAGGAACUGCCGGUGGAUUUAGGUGA